Diprion similis is the source of this 2080-nucleotide messenger RNA. RefSeq names its product laccase-1-like. Gene Ontology annotation, molecular function: copper ion binding; oxidoreductase activity. Gene Ontology annotation, cellular component: plasma membrane. Gene Ontology annotation, biological process: iron ion transport. The transcript has 10 exons. Lineage: Eukaryota; Metazoa; Arthropoda; Insecta; Hymenoptera; Diprionidae. The coding region runs from base 38 to 2068 and encodes 676 amino acids. The record is from RefSeq and is a predicted model, not a curated record.
ACAUUUACCUGAAGCAGCCGAACCGUUCGAUAUCACCAUGAUAUCACCGAAGAGAAAAAAUUCUGCAAAACGCUUAAAUUACGUCCAGCGAUACUACUUCUUCACCCACACAUUAUUGAUAUUCGGAAUGAUCUUCGUCGAUCUUUCAGAUGCCCAUUCUGCUCGACUAUGUGAUGGACCGAUGGAAAUGAAAAACUCUCAAUAUUUGUCGACACCACAGGAAUGCGCACGUCAAUGCACAGACGAUGAAUUCCCAAGAACCUGCUACUAUCAUUUUACGGUAGAAUUAUACAGCAUUCUUGGCACCGCCUGCAAACUCUGUACACCUGGUCCAAACAACUCACUGACUAACGAGUGUCAGUGCAUCACUUCCGAUGGUAUAGAGACGAGCGUUUUAACCGUGAACAGAAUGCUACCUGGACCCAGUAUCCAGGUAUGCUUGGGUGAUAAGGUCAUCGUGGAUGUCCUGAAUCAAAUGGAAGGAAUGGAACUCUCGGUUCACUGGCAUGGCAUUUACCAGAAAAAAUCGCCUUACUACGACGGUGUACCUUUCGUAACUCAAUGCCCGAUUUUUCAGGGAAAUACCUUCAGGUAUCAAUGGGUUGCCGAAAACCCCGGUACACACUUUUGGCACUCUCACACCGGUCUGCAAGAAAUGGAUGGCAUCUACGGGAAUCUGAUCAUUCGGCAGCCACCUUAUCAAGAGCCCAACGCCGAUCUUUAUGACGACGAUUCACCGGAACACAUCGUACUGAUUAGUGACCUCUUACACGAAAUGGCUACCGAACGAUUCCCAGGGCUGUUGAAAAAACAUAAAGGGCAGGGCGCAGUUUCGAUUUUGAUUAACGGAAAAGGACAGUACACGGAUCCAAAUUUUGGCACUACGACUAACACGCCGUUGGAAGAGUUUGACGUAUCGGCGGGAAAAAAAUACAGAUUUAGAAUGAUCGCUGCUUUCUCAUCUGUAUGCCCUGUUCAACUCACAGUCGAAGAACACAAGCUGACCGUGAUAGCCACAGAUGGUCAACCGGUGGAACCUAUCGUCGUCGAUAGUAUAGUCUUGUUCGCAGGUGAGCGAUACGAUUUUAUGAUUUGCGCCAACCAAACGUCGCAACCCUACUGGAUGCAGAUGCGUGCUCUCGGGGAAUGCGGUAUCACCAGAGUUCAACAACUCGCAAUUCUUCGCUAUGACGGCCAUGGGGAAUCCACAAGACCUUGUUCCAAAUCACCAACUUACGAUCAGGGGCUUUCCACGGGAGUGGUUCUUAACCAACUGGGUUCAAGUUGCGACACAACAGAUACGAACGUCGUGUGCGUUGGUUCUCUACGAAAAGCCGGAUAUGUCGACGAAAGCAUUCUUGGACCAGAGCCAGACGUCAGAGUCUGGUUGCCAUUUCAUUUCAUGGACUACGAACCGCAGCAACUCUUCCAGCCAAAAACCUAUCGUCCAUUCAUGCUUCCACUGCCUGGUAUUGAAAGCAUUGCAUUAGUUGGCAAUAGGUCAUUCUCUUUACCAUCGGCACCACUUUUGACACAAAGGAAUGACAUACCGAAAUCAGAAAUUUGUGAGGGUGAAAGACCUCCAGCUAAUUGCAGUUCGCCCUGCAUUUGUACGCACAUCGUUAACUUUACUCUUGAUUCAGUGGGUGAACUAAUCCUCUUUGACGCAGGUCCGAAUACCAAUUUGUCCCAUCCGAUGCAUCUGCAUGGGCACUCCUUCAGCGUGAUUGGCCAGGGUCCAUCGCCGGAACCCAACGCAACCCUCCUCACCUUAGAGCAGAUUAAAGAAUUCGACAGAAAGGGACUACUUCGUAGGCAAUUCGACAGGCCACCUUCCAAAGACACCAUUGCUGUGGGACCGGCUACUUACGCCAUCUUAAGAUUCCGCGCCAAUAACCCAGGCUACUGGCUAUUCCACUGUCACUUCACGUUCCACAUAGUGAUCGGCAUGUCUGCUGUCUUUAACGUUGGUCAGCCCUCAGAUCUACCGCCAAUUCCACGAGACUUUCCGGUUUGCGGUAAUCAUCUACCGCCAAUCAAGUUUGCCGGAGACAGUUCGACAUACUGAUCCUGUAUCAUC